CAAAAUCCAAGAUGGCGAUUUUAUGUGGGUGAUUCGUCUGCAUCCGCUGUUGUCGUGUUUAGAAAAGUCUGUUCUUCCUAGAACGGUAAAAAAAUGCAAAACAGAACAACUUUGUAUGACACUUUACAACAGCGGGUUUUUGGCGUCCAUCCCCCUGGUUUUGUGCUGAAAAAGGCUCGAGGUAUGUGAGAAAUUUCUUGUUCUCGUUGACCCACUGUCUGGCGAUGUUCAUACCCACAGGGGAUCUUGUAUGUUAUUGUUGUUCAAUGUUGUUGCGUUAUGGCUUCAAGUAUCCUAGCAAUUUUUCAAUGAAAAUGAACCAAUUAGUUAGGAAGACUCUAAUUAUUGUUCAUGUUUCACGAUAAUUUCGUCUGUUUGUUUUUCGGUGAUCAUUAGUCGUAUGUUUAUCCUUGCCUAGGAAGUAAAUAUCUGGUGCAGUGCCUGCAGAAGGAAAUCACUUUAACUGGACACGAAGGCUGCGUAAGUUGUUUUUGCCGUUUUUUUGUGUGUUUAUAUCACAAAAUGAGUCGACUGGAACGUAUAAUUCAUCAGAAGGUGAUCAUGAACAUUGGGUAAUUACAUGUAAAGCUUGAGUACAAAAAUGUAUAUUAUUAUACAUAAGCAGGUUUUGUAUGUACAGUCAACUCCCGAUAAUUCGAACCCUCAAGGGAAAGAGAAAGUAGUUCAAGUUACCGGGAGUUCAAGUUAUCGAGGGUAAAAACGAUCUGAAGGGAAAUGUAAAUUGCUUCGAGUUAGUGGGAGGUUCGAGUUAUAGAGGGUUCGAGUUACCGGGAUUCGACUGUAUUAUCUUAUUGGCCCCAUUCAGAGCCUUAAAAACAAGGAUGGCUAGACCCUGGCUUUAUAAAACAUCUCGGAAUACCUUGAUGAAAUAUUAGUCAUCUCUCUUGCAAACAAAGUAGCAAGGGUGCCCUCCCAAAUUACAUAAUUUUGUUUCAAGAUAAAUCCCUUAACACUUAUUUACAUCGACAAGCUUUACCAAAAGGCCUGGAACACUCACAUAGUCUGUGUGGCACGUGCAAAAAGGGGAGGAGGAGAAAAUAUUACGGGUCUUUAAUUUUGCUUUUUUUCGUGAUUGAAAGAAAAUCGCAAAAAUUAAGACCCUCAAAUUUAAAUCCUUGUGAAAUUUAAGCAUGUGAAAUUUAAUACCAAUAGAGAAAAUUCAAAACACAGAAAAAUUUAUCAACAUGUAAAAGCAACAACAUACAAGAGAUAUAUGUUGUAGUUAAUUUUUAUUUUUUCAUUAAUAAUAAUAAUAAUACUAAUAAUAAUAAUAAUGUUAAUCUUUAUUUCUUAGGAUAAAAUUACAUAUCCUAAGUUACAAUAUAAACUCAAAAAAAAAACUAUUUACAUAUCAUAUCUAAAAAUUAUUCUGUUACUAAAAACGUUCUUUAACCUGUCAGUGUAGAUUCUAGGGACAGAGACUGACGUAUUUCUAAGAUUGUACCUCGUGUUCUUUUCCUUAGGAAAAGAACACGAGGUAUUAUUUUUCUAUUUUAUUGUAAUGUAUGCUAUUGAAUUUGAAACAAAGGAAAAACAGAAAUUACCUGAAAUAAAAAAUUAACUGCAACAUACAGUAUAUAUAUAUAUAUAUAUAUAUAUAUAUAUAUAUAAGAUAUACCAGAUAGUUAUUGACAAAUACACUAGUUGGUAACUGGUUUUACCGGUACAUUCCGUUUUGUAUCUGAAGUUGUGAAAUGAUGUUAGUUUGCAAAGAUUUCACACAAUGCUUGUUCUAGCUGAUCAAGAAAUUUUAAUGAGUGCAGACUUUUCAAAAGAGAAAAAUUGAGGAAGUUGAAAACUCUUAAAUUGUGAAAUUUAAUGCUCUUUUUCAUAUUUGCCUGAUGAAAUCACAAAAAUAAAACCCUUCAAAAUAAUGUCUCACAAAAAUCAUGAAAAGUACCAAUAAGGUAUUGUGCACUUCUAAGCCUUUGUUAGUGUUCUCCAGAAGUGCUGGCUACUUUUUUUACUCAAAACAUAAAAAAACUGUCUGUACUUGUGUUAAUCUUGAAUUUUCCAUAAAAUAACUAAAAUUAAAGAAAAUAACCUAAAUACUAAAAUAGUCUUUUCCAUAAAAUAACUGGGGACAGGCUGCUAUAAAUUGACCUUGAUUUUCCUGUUGUUGUAAGCCUCAAAAUGCACCAGAUUUCAUCUUUAGGCCCCUAUCUUUUAAAAAUUUUCUGAGGGAGUAUGCCCCCAGACUCUCCUAGGUGAUCAUGCCCUAUGGGUGCUCAGUGCCAGGCGUCUGCUACUUUAAAUUGAGGGCUGGCUAGUUAAGAAUUUCUGGAGAACACUGUUUGUUUAGGGAAAGUAUUAUGUUGAGUCAUUUUUUUUCAUAUCGAUAUCAUAAUCAGCGAAACCAAACAGUUCGUACCUCUAUUUUUUGUUGAAGUUAAAGUUACCCAGCAAACUUGAGAAAUAGUGAAAUUCAAUGUGUGAAUUAACAAAACUGAUGGUCUUCCUAAUCAAAUACAGUCAAACCUCUUUUAUACCGACACCAACGGGACAGAACCAAGACAGUGUCCGAUUUACAGAGGUGUGCGUAUUCAAGAGGUAGGGAAUGUAUGAUUUUUGGCAUUUCUGGGACCAAAAAAACUGUCUGUAAUAGGGAGGUGUCCAUAAGGAGAGGUUAGACUGCAGCAGUCACAUAAAUACAACUGCCUUUAGACUGUGGCAUGAAUUAGAAAAGGAGGAAGAAAUAUAAAUACUAGUCAAAAAGCUCCAUGCAUAAACUUUCAAAGAAAGCUUUUGAACAAUAUUUUUUGUAGUUUUUAUAAUUCGGAUAGUAUUUUGGGAAUGAAUAAUGUUUUCAGAAUGUAGCAGACAUGGAAAUCUGAUGUUAACUGUUUUGUUAUAUCUUCAGGUGAAUACCAUAGCAUGGAAUGAAAGUGGUGAAUACCUUCUGUCUGGUGCUGACGACUGUCAUCUUAACAUAUACAGGCCAUCUAACAGACAGGUUACAUAUAGCCUACUUGUACAUUUAAUUACAUUUGUAUAAUAGGUGCCUGUGGCCCUGCAGAAAUUCCAGUAUGUCAUUACAAGAGUUAUUGGUACCACACCAUGUUUUUAAUUGGUCUGGGUCAAAUUUUUCCACACUCUAAAUGUGCCUUAAAUCCUGUCAAUGUUAUUGUAGCCAGCCCAAGCUCAUGCUCUUUGAGCAUUCCUGUUUAUCAUGUGCAUUUUUUCAAAAAUUUGUGUCAACCUUUUUCUUGCUUAUUUUUUGUACUAUGUAAAAGUGCUCCACUUUAAAAAACAGAGCGCUGUAUUUCAUAGGACCAUAAUGUUGUGGGAAACCCAUUAUUUUAAGCAAACCGUGUUGAUGCUGCUUUAUAGCAGAGUGAUAUAAAGAAUAAAGUUGCCACACCGUACAAAAAUUCAAGGAGAUAAAAAUAACAUUUUUUCUUCACUGUUCAGCAUGUAAUGAGUGAACCAGAUGUGUACAAGUGUAGGGUUACUUUUCAAGAGUGAUGGUUUUGAUUACUUAUUGACUCCAUGAUUUGCCUUUUAGUUGGUGCACUCCAUACGAUCUGGGCACAGAGCUAAUAUUUUCAGUGCAAAAUUUCUGCCUUGCUCAGGAGAUAGACGGGUAAGUAAUAGUUAUUAUUGAAUGAAAGAAACUUGGCAAUCAGCUGCGAUUAAAGUUACUUUCAUUUGACAAUAAUAAAGUUCAAGACAUCCUCACUUAGAGAAUGCAGUUGAAUGCAGAGUAUGGAAAUACAUGUACGUACAUGUACAUGUACACCGUCUUAUUAACCAAUGAUUGGAACUGUAAUAGCUAAGAUUGGUGCCAGUGUUUUGCUUCUUCCCUGUUCUUUUUUGUUAUUGUUGUAUCUUGAAUCUUAUGUUAUUUAUAAAAAAUUUCAAUUUUGUUGUUAUUCAGCUCACCUAGAGAUGUGCUUGUACAAUAAUAUUAUUGAUACUAAGUACUGCAGGGUUGUCACUAAGAUUUCAAGUUGCCGGGUAAAUACAACAAGUAGGCGGGGAAUCAAACGGCUAGGGAUUUCUUUUGGUUCUAUUUUUGCUCUAUUUUCCAAUAAAAGUAGCCGGGGGCCACUCUCUUAGUAGCUGGGGAAAAUCCCCGGCCCCCGGCUCUUAAUGACAACCCUGGUACUGAGUAGAAAAAAAGUAAAUUAUUGUCCAAGUUGUUAAAAUAAUUUGAAAGCCAAUGCUUUGGGCACUAGUCCUUGGUCAAAGCAAAUACAGUGUAGACUGAGAGACGUGUACUUUAUGUAUAUCAACAGCUAGUGUCCUGUGCAGGAGAUGGAAUGAUCCACUUCACUGACCUUGACAGGGAAUCCACUUAUGGCCAGUUUCAAUUUGACUGUCAUGCCGGAACAACUUAUGAGGUAAUUCAUUUGGCUACAUGUGAUCAUUCAUUAUAAUUAAAACUGAUUUUUUCUAAACAGCGCUGAGUACCAGCAGUGGGAAAGGCCCUGCAAGCUCACCUUGUAAUCAAGUUUUUCUGCCCCAUUGUGAGUCCCUUUUAAAUAUAGAUAUACAGAAAGUGAUAUACAGUUGUACAUGUAAUGUUAAGCAAAAUCUGUCAACCAUAUUAUUGCAGGAUGAGCUCAAGUUAACUCUUAACCCUUUAACCGGCAAAUUUUUUGGUGGAAGUUAAUUUUAUCAGUGCAAUAUGCUGACAGCUUCCCCAUACCAUAACUCCCAGGGACAUGAACUAAAUUAAUGUGAAAAUGUCCAUUACAAAAUGCUCUUCUAAAUACAGAAAUAAACUAUGAAACGGUAUUUAUUGUCAAUGUUUUAUCAAAUAUAACUGUUUCCAAUUUCAAGUCUCAGAGGGCACUUGACCUCCAAAGUUGCUUUGUACUAUCGAGUGAAUCGCCAUUACGAGUCAUUACAACUUGCUUUCCUUUGCUCAAAGAGUUAUCUUCAGAAUUGCAGGUUUUGAUCCAUGGUGAAGGUCAGGUGAAGAGAAUAACACCCAAUACAAUUCCUUAAAACUCCACAGAUGACAAAAACAGGGAUUUUACAGCUGACAAAAUCUUUAAUUUUUUUUUGUUUUUUCUUUAUGAAUUAUUAUUGAGUUUUGAAUGUAGAGUAGCAUAACAUAACAACUUUAUUUAAGUGUCGAUGUGUCUAGCUAAUACCAGCUUACUGGGGACACUAUAAGAUGCUACAGUGUGCGUAUCAAACCAUGCUGGGAAAAAGGAACCACGUGUAGCAUUGUUAAUAAUUCAUAAAAAAAUUGCUUUUUAUUGCUUUGUGUGAUUUCAUUGAAGGAAAAGAAAAAAACAACUCCAGUCAUAAUGCUGUUGUGUUUCAGGUCAUCACAACUCCUGGAGAUCCCAACACAUUUUUAAGCUGUGGUGAGGAUGGCACUGUGAGACAGUUUGACCUCAGAACCAAAACAAAGUGUCUUUGUAGAGACUGCAAAGAGGUAUGUGCUUUUCUUGAAGAGUCUCAAAACAGUAUACCUCUCCAUGAAGGGACAGAUCUAUAAUAUUAAUUGGACACCUCUUCAUACACGGUUAAAUCCUAAAUACAGUCAACUCUUUCUUCAUGGUUUCACACCAAUUGUACUUUUGUAGGACAGACACUUCGGUAUAAUGGACACCUAGACGUGGUCCCUGCCUAUCUUUACUCACCGUAUUUGACUCUCUCUAUGUUGGUUAAAAAGUGUCCACAGAUAAAAAAUAAUAACCAUUUAAAUAAAAUGACUUACGAACAUGUUAUACAUGUAACUUGCAGUUAUUGUUGAUUGACACGAUUUGUCUGUUUGGAUCUUGUUGAACAUAAAAGUAUGAAUUUUCCUCCAUUGAAUUUUUGUAAGGAUCACAUUAUUCUUCAUUUCUUUGGUGUUUUCUCUCUUAAUACCUUCCUAAUCCAGGAUAUUCUGAUUGACUGCGGCAAAGCUGUGACGUCCAUUAACCUAAACCCCAUCACACCUUACCAUCUGGGACUAGGAUGUGAAGACAGUACUGUUCGAGUGUUUGACAGGCGAGCACUAAGCAGCAGCAGUUCUAACAAGAUGAAUGGCAUGUUCUGUCAGUUCAGACCAGAUUCACUUAGUGAUAGGACAUGCCGAGUAACAUCACUUAAUUACAGGUAGACUUCAUACAAGUGAUUUCUCUAAACUUGUCAAAUAGGGCUGGUGACAAGUAUAAGCAGGGGCACCCAACGGCUAUUUUCGGGAAAAUAUCUGUUCGGAAGACGAUUUGAGAUCUAGAAUUUUCGGAGCAUUUGUUGUAAAAUUUCUUGCUUUCCUGCCUCUCCUAGGAUUUUCGAACAUCUACAAAAUGGUAUAAAUGCCCAUUUUUAACGGAUUUUGACCCUAAAAAAGGCCACCUAGAAGUUUCGGGAGCCUUUUCCUGGCUGAAAUUUUCGAGAAGGUAAGUUUUUAUCCCUAUAAUUUUCGGAUCACUAGAAUUUCAGCUAGGAAAUCCGAACAGAUGAAAAGUUUUUAGGGUAUAAAAAUAUGCCUAUAUUUACCGUUUGAAUACUAAAAUACGUUCAACAAUGCUAUGUUAAGUGGUUUAGAACUAUAUCCUCGUUGGGUGCCCCCGUAUAAGGCUGUUUUAGGGGUCUACGCUCACCUCACCAACAAACCAUCUCGCCACCAAGAAGUCGACUCGCCACCAACAAAUAGCUCUGAAGUAAUUGACUCAGUUCAAAUAACACCUAGGAUUGCUUGCCUACAUUGUAAGAUUUUUACUUCUUCGUUGCUCUUCAGUUCACAUUUAAAGUCAACCCAAAUGCAAAUCUGUCGAUCCUUAUUGACAAAUCGUACGUCAAAAGUCUUACAUGUAGAUCUUGAUAAUGCAAAUGCUAAUAAUACAUUUAUAGGUCCUAUGAAUGUAAACUUUGACAUUUUAAGAGAUUAAAAAACUGGCAGAAACGUUUUACACCCGCUGGUCAUUUCUUUGAAAUAUGAAAAUAAAGUAACGGUUAAGAAAUUUCCGUUCAUGAAGGUUCAAAACAAUGCGAAGCCAAGUUCUAUUCUUGGUGGCGAUUUCAUUGGUGGUGAGAUGGUUUGGUGGCAAGGUUACCAGGGGCCCGUUUCUCGAAAGUCCCGGUAACUUUACGGGCCCGAAAUCAAAAAUUCAAAUCGAAAUAUAAAGAAUAAGAGCGCGGAUCCUGGCUAGCAAACUACUCCAUUUAGUUUCAUUAACUGACAGUUUUAUCAUGUUAGAUGCAAAACUAUUGAAACCUCGAUCUUUAAUGUAAACGGAGACAGCUUACCGGGCCCGUUAAUUAUCGGGACUUUCGAGAAACGGGCCCCAGAUACCAUAUCAGAUCAAUUACUUAGUGCCUAUGCCUAUACACAAGAAUUAUUUAAGAGAAUUUGAUAAAAAGAUCAAAGCAUUGUCUCUUUGUUUAUUGUGUUUUUUUGUGUUCUCAUAACCUUUUCUCUCAAUGAUGUACUGAUAUUGUCAGGAGCAAAUUGAUGUUGGUCAAUAUUGGGGCUUACAGCGAGGAGUCCAAGAGUGUGACCUCCUUUUAAAUUAAGUCACAUGCUUUCAUGCAGACAUUAACCAAGCAGAAGUCGAGGACAGUUUCCAGCUGGCUUCUGAUUGGAUUAAAUCUGUGUGAAAGAAUGUGAAUAAAUCAAAAGUGGUCACACUUUUGCGCUCCUUGCUGUAAAGGGUCAAAGCUACUCUUUGCAUAGUUUUUUGUUUGCUUCUCAGUCAUUUUGGGGUUUUUCUAUAUUACAGCUACAACUGUAUCUUGUUACUCCGGUAAUUUUACCCUUACUUGUAAAUUAUCUUAUUCCCUCUUGUUUUAAUCUUAUUAUUGUACACUGACAUUAACCAUACCCAGAUGAGGCAGGGUGGCUGAGUGGUCAGCGCGUCGGACUCCCAAUCCGGCGGUCUGGGUUCGAGUCCCACUACGGGCACUUACUGGAUUUGGCCACGCUUGUAAAUAGCCAACUGGCUGCCUCCUGCCAAUUGGGGUUUUUAAUCCUGUUAUGUUUAUUAAAAAGAAGGGGUAAUCAAACUAAAACCAACGAGAAAAUUGAACCGCUACAUAUGUUUCAACUUUUCACUCUACAGGAAAUAGACUGUAAAAUUAGAAUCGCAUUAAAUAUUAAGGUGAACUGAGUGUAAGAAAACCAAAAAUUUUGGGUCACACCUUCGCAAUCAUUCAAUGGAAAAAAAAGUAAAACUCAAUAAAUGGUGAUAUUUUUUUAGCCAUGCAACUUGUGAUAUUGCACCAGGAAGUAUAAUUUUUUUCUUAUCAUUUUGCUUUGCAGUCCUGACGGCAGCGAGCUACUGGUCAGUUACUGUGCAGAUUACGUGUACCUCUUCACGUUACGAGGCACGAAACAGCCCCAUGAUGUACACGAUGACAGCUCAGAAGGCGGUCUCUCUAACGGCAGUAACGGCCAUAGGAAUGUGCCACCUCUGAAGCGACUGCGCCUUCGAGGUGACUGGUCAGACACUGGCCCUAACGCCAGGCCUGAAAGUGAGCACCCCUCCCCCGAGAAUUCUCUGAUGCAACGCAUGUCUGAUAUGUUUGCGCGCUGGCUCGAAGAAUCGUUUCGUGCUGGUCAGCGGCGUAGAACAAGGUCAGCUUCAUCGCAGUCGGCUUCUUCGUCGUCAGCAACUUCGUCUUCGUCCAUGUCAUCUUCACCAUCGAAUAUAUCCAGUAGUUCGUCGGAAUCGAGUAGUGCUUCGGGUGUAUUCGGAGAAGAACCAAGGAGGCGUCGGGGAAACGAACGGAAUUCUGAAGCAUCCCGAAGCCGAAGAGGAUUAAGAGUUAGUUCGUCAGAUGGUGAAAGGUCCAUUAAUAUGGAUCCUGAGACUGAGCGGAACCAAACCACUGGCGACAGGACUGCACAGCAUUCGCACUCUGACGGAAUAGGCGAGAGAACUGCACAGCAUUCCCACUCGGAUGGAAUAAAUGUUUCGAGUACCACAUCUUUAGAGCUUAUUCCGCAUUCCGAAGAAGACACUUUUAGAACUUCUUUAUCUGAAGAGCGCUCUAGUGAAACCCUUCUUAGUAGCAUCACUUUAACUUCAGAAGGAAAUGAUACAGUGUCCUGGGGACACAGCUCGGAGUAUUUGGCCGAAUUGUCGUCACUUACGAGAGGACCCGAAAACACAGACGACGUUGGACGGCAGAGCCGAAGCGUCGCUGAUAAUACAUCUAAAAGCGAACGAUCAUUUAAUGAAGCGGGCUUCUCUAAUACAAGAAAUUCAGGUACUCCGCAAGGCAAGUCGCAAAAAAGAACUAAAAACGCUAGAAAAGCGGAAACAACAGACAAUUCAACAUUUGCGAGCUGUAAUCAUCCAGUAGGUAUAAACAGCUCUUCUUCAGAAGUCACGCAAGAAACCGCUCGUUCAUCACGCACGCGCGCUGAGCCUACGAUUAGCGAUGAACCAAGUACUUCAAGAAACGCUAACGAGAACUCUGCAAUUGCCAAUCAAACCAGUGCCGCCACCCGAAUUCAGCGUGUUUAUAGACAACAUAAGAAGACCAAGUCAUUCACGCAGAACUACGAACAGGAGGUCUGGAUCCCAGAAAUGACUCGUGUAUAUAAAGGUCAUCGGAACGCUCGAACUAUGGUGGGUUUUGUUAAUCAGUUUGUUUUUUAGACUUUUUUAAGUUUCUGGACUUAAAUAGACCUUGGCCUUAACAGAAAUGCCUCAGGAAAUUUUGAUAGUUUUUUUGUGCAAAUUAGGGCAAAGUUACAUUCGUUCGGAUCAUUACACGUUUCUGGGAGACUGUCGGCCCACCCCUCCCGUAAGCCAACUUUAACACUUACUUCUCACUUAGGGCAAAAUGCUGGCUUAGCCAUAGGGGAGGGGUAGCUGGGCAGUUUCCCAGAAACGUAUAAUGGUCACAAACAUCACUUGCUUUUUGUACGAACAUUAAUAAUUGUUUGAAUGCCUGGGUCUUAGAUUCAGAUUUUACUUUUUUUAUUUUAAGGUGUUCUAGAAUAACCGCAUACUUCGAGGAAAUUUCGUAUAAACAAUUUUGAUAUAUUAGUACUUGCUGUAAGAAAAUCUGUUGUUAGUUAGAAGUUUUUUGUAAGCCAUUUUCAAUUCGGCAGGGAAGAAUUUUCCUCUGUGAAGCAUUAUAGGGAAUUCUAUUGGAUGCAAAGCUAUAUCAGCAAAUUAUUACUAAAAUUUAUGCAACGAGGCUGAUUAUGAUAAUUAUGAAGAAUAAGGCUGGCAGAUAGCUGAGGAUGGUGUUAUUCUCCGAGGCCUAAGGUCGAGGUGCAAGGUAACAGCCACCGAGACUGAUCUGCAUAAUUCUGCAGAACAAACUAAAGCCGAAUUCUACGACUGUUUUACUGUUUAUUCAAGUUCUAACAACCUUACCUCCUCGUAGACUUUCUUCAAAAUAUUGCAAAAGAAUGUCGAAAAUUUCUCGGUACAGUUCCAAAAUAUGAUCAAGUAUUUUUCGUUGCAAAUACAGUAGAACAUGAGCCCUGGUAACUCGAACUCUGAAGGGAAACGAAAAACAGUUCCAGUUAGCGAGAGUAUCGAGGUCGAUUGCAAAAUUCAAUUGUCGGUGUCAAUUAACAAUUAUUCUUUGAAAUCGAGGUGAAUAGUGGCAAAAUAUUUACCGAGACGCGAAAGCGGCGAGGUAAAUAUUCCCAAAGCCACUAUUCACCGAGAUUGAAAAGAAUAAUUGUUUUAGUAUAUACACAUGAAGUGAUCUCAACAAAAUCAGAGAGGAAACCAUUCAAAAGUACGAUUUGAUUGACAGAUCAAAUCACGCGUAAGUUUAAAAAUAGAUCUUUGCAGAAAUUUCAAACAUGGCAAUUCACAAGUUUAUCAUUUCGCAAACAACAGCGUAAUGGCUUAAAUGGAACCGCUAAAAGUUUGAACUGUUUCCUUACCUGAGAAGAAAAGUAGAGCUGUGUUGUUUUCUGUUGACUCGCCACGUUUAUAGCCAAAAGGGUUUGUUGUGUCGUUCCUCGCAUGAAGUGCUGACAAAAAUGGCGGCUCAUUUGCUCGAGGUAAGACGUCGUCUUUCUGUAUCAUUCUUUUUCCUGUUUACUUGAAACGUAGAAUUUCUGCAAACAUUUCCUUUUAAAUUUGUUUUUCAUAAAUAAACUUCGAUUUUUGAGCCAAAAUUGUCUUCUUAGAAAACGGAAACGGCUUCUUCUACGCGAAUACACGGGAGUUGUAAACAAUCCAUCGAGCACAAAACUCCUGCUACUACUGAGUGCUACAGUAAAUUGAAAAACGCCGUAUUGAAUCGUUCCAAGUCUUUUCUUGCCUUAAAAAAAGUCAGCCCUAGGAUUCUGUCGACUUUUAAAAGAUCGUUCUCUAAAAAAUGGGAAAAACACUGAGCUCACACAUUAUCCACUCGCUAGGAGGUGAAUAUUGUUGAAUAGUCCGAGAUAGCGAACCAAUCAGAUUGCUUAAAUCACCAAGAUCACUGAGUGUGUAUAUACUAAAAAUUGAUAGUUACUGAUUUUGCAGCAUUUCCCGCAGUGUAUAGUGCUACUGCAGUGCAAGUUUAACUUAUUUUAUUAGAAACGGUAACAUGAUUGGGCAUUUUUUAUGAUAUUACGAGAUCUGUUCGUUGCACCAAUUAAAAUCAAAUUGCUUUAAGUUUUAACCAGUGUUAGAUUUGGUGUUUUUACUGAUUAUACAGCAAGAAGAGCUAAUGAAAUGGCAUCUGAGUAGAGGUACAGGAACGAGGAUUCGAGUUUUCGGGAUAAUUUUCAGUUACUUUUCGAUCAAGGGAAAAGAAAUUUAGUUCGAGUUAGCGGGGAAUUCGAGUUAUCCGAGUUCGAGUUAUCGGGGGUGCUACUGUACUCCUCAAAAGAUAGAUUUUUGUGUAUUCUUUCAUUCGUUUCGUUAAGUGCAAUAUACAUCGUGUCGAUAGUAUACACGUAUUGCUUCUUUGUUUUUUUAGAUCAAGGAAGCUAAUUUCUGGGGUGAGGACUUUGUUCUCAGCGGCAGUGAUUGUGGGCGCAUCUUCAUUUGGGACAAGUAUAGCUCUGAAGUGGUGAUGAUUCUUCAAGGGGACAAGCAUGUGGUGAAUUGUGUUCAGCCACACCCAUACGACCCCAGUAAGUCUUCUUCUACAUGUAUUCCUUAGUUACUGUGAUGUUAUCGUGCUAUGAAAAGUUUGAACCCAGGAGCCAUUUCGUAAGUGGAUUGAGUAUGAUCGUCCGGGAGAACGUAGUCCUGAAUAGGACUGUUAUUGACAGUGUCUGACGUUUCGGCAACCUGUGCGAUAGUCAUCUUCAAGAGUCAAAGUGAGUGGUAUCACGUAAGUUGAUGGUUUUGAACUCUGGUUGAUGACCUGAUUGGUCAAUUAAGUCGCGUGUCAGUUAAGCUGUGUUGUUACUAGCUAUGAAGACUGGAAAUGUCAUUGGUGGGUGGAUCGGCAUUCGGGAAACAAUUGUGCUAUUAUCCAGUGGAUUGCAUUAUCUACCGAUAAAACAACUGGAGCCUGAGUGAUACAUGGCACUCUAUGGUUGGCUCGACGCCUCUGCCUUGGUCCUGCCAGCAGUUUCUUUUGAUAAUGUUCAAAAGUCAUGUUUACGGGAAAAUUGAAUGUCAGAUUCAAGGAAGUGAACAGUAGAUCAACUUGGAUGAGACCACAUGUUUUUUGUUUUUGAGUAGAUAUAAUGAAUAGCUGACGUUUGUCGUUUGCAGUGCUGUAAACGGGAUUCUAAAUCUAUCUAUAGUUUUGCCAGUUUACAAGUUACUCACAGUGCUCAGUAGUUGCUUUGAUUGGAACAUUUUUCUCUCAUUUGUCAGGUUUAUUGGCCAACAAACGCAUUAAUAGUUUGAAAAUUCGCCUUUAUAUGUGUUUAUUUUACGUUUGUUGCGUUGUGUUAAAAAGCAAUUCGUUGGUCUGUUAACGGCCCUCACGGAGUACGGGCAAAUAGAUAAAAGCAAACGCUUGAAGGUAAACUGGCGCCCCCUCUUCUCUUUUUUCUCCCAGUUUUCUCUUGAUUGUUUUUCGUGUUCGCUUUUUCCUUGCCGACGUUGAUGUACAGUCAACUUCCUCCGCCAAGACCCACAUUUUUGGGACCGGCGCUAUCAGUCCAUCUUGUUGGUCAAACAAAGAGAUUAAGGAACUGAGGCAGGGACCAACUGUAGUUGUACGUCGUAGAAAAGUGUACGUUACAGGGUCCGCACGCAGCUUGAAAGUCCUUGAAAAUCCUUGAAUUUAAAAAUGAAGAUUAAAGGCCUUGAAAGUCCUUGAAAACUGCAGUCGGUGUCGGAAAGUCCUUGAAUUUCAGUGCUAACUUAAGAGUUAAAGUAGAUUUCCAAAGUAAAAGGAGCAAACACAGAAAGACCUUCGGGAUAAAAUUACUCAUGUUGUUGAAGAACUAAAAAAGACAUAGACCCAAGGCUCUUUUUUGCACAGAAUGGAGUCCUUGAAAAAUGGGAAAUGUGUCCUUGAACGUCCUUGAAAAUUCCUUGAAUUUUUUGUUCAAAAAGGAUACGAACCCUGCCGUUAAGAGAUAGUGAACUGUAGGUCGAUCUUUAUAGUGUUUGUUAUGAUUUUAGUUCUGGCGUCAAGUGGUAUAGAUUAUGAUGUCAAACUAUGGACACCAACUGCCAGAGAACCCAUAGAACUUACAGACAAAGAGGAGGUGUGUACUUGAAACUCUUUAAUUUAUACUUACGCUUCACUAACUUGCCGUGUUUGAAACUCCCCAUUUGUUUUACUUGUAAGGCAUAUUUAGAAAAUUUUCAAAAACACAGACAGUUAAUUUAAAAAAAAAAAUCAAACCUUAUAUUCUGAUUGCACUGCUUGAAACUUUAGUUUGAGCACGGCCCUUUUUUGUCCACAGAAAUUGUGGUCUCCCAGGCAACCGUUUUUUUUUUUUUUUUAAUAUAUGUGCCAUCACGCAUCGCCGCGUCCUCCAGCGUUGCGUGGCGCCACCCAAAAAAAAAAACGGUUGCGUGGUAGACUCCAAAACUACAGUUCAGAGAUCAACAACAGAAAAAUCUUGCACCAGAUACCUACUUACCUGUAAAUAUUUCGGCAUUCAUCGAUUUAACGUUGUAACCCAUAAAGGUAAACACGAAAGUAUAAUAUGAAAUGAUUAAGGAUGGUUUAGGGUAGAGGAGAUAAGACUUAACUGUUUGUUUGUUUUACAGAUAAUUCGUCGCAAUGAGAAAAUGUUGGAGGAGAGCAGAGACACGAUUACAGUCCCAGCUUCGUUUAUGAUACGCAUGCUUGCCUCGCUCAACCAUGCCAGAUUUAGUACGUAUAUCAACCUUUAAUAGCGAAAUUUUGCCAAAUCGUUGCCUUCUUUUUAAUAGACAUUAUUUUUGCAUCGCCUAUAUAUUGCGUGCGAAAAGGAGAGUUUUGCAAAACACGCGCUUCGGGUAACACGCGACAGCAGAUUUGGCUGUUGCAAUUGGCAAACCGGCCUAGUUUUUUAACUUAUUCGCCUAAAUUUCUGGAAGGGAACAGACGAUUGAAAAAGCAGAUUCUGCAGGGUACACCUUAACUGUGAACCACAAUCUUAACCAGGAAAUCUUCAGAAAUUGGGUCAUCCCUACCAAAAAGUCAUUUCAGGGAACGCAGGUUAAUUAAGGACAGGAACAAGUAUUUCAAUAAGCGCAAUAAGAAAGAAUCCCAGCUGGCCGGAGGCAAACUGGGGUCCCGUUUUGAUAUUUCUCUUGCAUUAUAGGAUAUCGCUCUUGUACUUGUUCACUAACAGUGUUUUGAUUUCUUUUGUUUUUUUUUUUUUCUCGCCCUCAGGUCAACAAAACCAAGACGACGACACAGACUCUGAUUCCAGUGAUGACUGCUAAACGACUGGUUGUGUGAAUUACAUGAGUUGCUUUUGGUUGGUCUAAAAUUCCCAUAAAUCUUCUUUGUUAAUUAAAUCUGAGAGUAAAGUGUUCUGGUGUUGUUUUAAGCAGGGCAAUUCCUACAAUUCCUCGUUCCCAGGCUAGGGGUAGAAGAGAACCAUGGGAACGAGACUGUGGAACCAGUUUUUUUCAGCAAUCCAAAGCGCUUUCCUUUUUCAUUUAUAAGGAAAGAACUCUGUUGUUGUCGUUGUUUUGGGGGAUGGUUUGUCGGGGUGGUUAAUAUAAAGUUUGUCCGUUGAUAUUAUUAAUUAAUAUGAGCAGUGACCAGAUGUCUCUAAAAUUCUUCGACUUGAAUGAGAGUAAUUAGUAAUUAAACAAUUGCUUAAGUUAAUAAUUGUGUAAAUAAAUAGGAACACUGGUUGUGUUGAACGGAAUUGUCAAGUUGUAUUAUACUGUCAUUACUACGAUGACUUUUUUAAAGCAGUUGUCUAAAGUAUGAUGUAAAGGUCAAAUAAUUACCUAAAAUGGAGUUUAAAAUCACGUUUUUCGACAAACGGCAAACGUCAGAUUGUCAUUGUCAGUUUCUCAAAAAUAAUAUGAAAUGAACAGACAGAAACUGUCCGAGAUAAUUAUUACGGAUGAACUUGGUAUGCAACUUGUAAAUAAUUAUAUGUAGACGAAAUGAACAGUAAAAAACGGAAAAAAAUAAGUACAGUCAAACUCCGUUACUACGGACACUGAAGGGGCCCUAGAAGGUGUCCUUAUUAACGGGGUGUUCGUAUUAAGUAGGAUGAAUUUAGUCAAAAUGUAAGGGUUUUCUUUCCCCAGGGACAAAGCCAACUGUCGGUAGUAAUGAGGUGUCCGUAUUAACCGGGUGUCCGUAAAGCGGAGUUUGACUGUAAAGGUAAAACUCGCUAACGUGAUUCAAAUUGACGUUUGUCCUUAACGUGAUUUUACAUCUGUCCACGUCUAUACUCAGCUUGUCCGGAGACAGACCACAUAAUCAUUGUUCAUUAUAAAAUGAGUUUUACAAUGCGACUACUCGCACGUUCAUAAAAGGCUGUUUCGCGAGAGGUCGGGUAAUUUCAUACGGUUGAAUCUUGUAUAGUUGAACCAUGAAUGUUGUUGGUCCGUUUGCAUAAAAAAAAUUGUUUUUCUUUUUUCAAAAAACGUCAUGAUUGGAUAAUCUACUUUUAAGUCCCCCGGUGGGAGUAGUCGCACUGUAAGUGUCGAAUAUUCUUGAAGAAAUAGGUGUACAAAAUCUGGAAAUGUAAUGUUUGUGCAAAGUGUAUAGCUGAUACACCCAUUUGUACUUUCUUCAUAAAAUACUGACACUUUUAAGGUUCUGUAUUUUAGAAGGUAACUUACCGCUUUCAAAUUUUCAAACAAUGCUAUAUGUGAAAGCCCUUUCCACUUAUAAAGUUCCUUGUGUGCUUAGAAGCAUUACUCCUCGGUACCUCUCCCGCGGUACAUUUAUCCUGGUGUUUUACAUGACGUAAAACAAGUCUCAGUCACUCAAGUUUAUUGAGUUUGUUAAUAGUAAGCUCGGACUUCAGCGUACAAGGCGUCACUAGCAGCCGUUAUCAGCUCAUUUAUGAGCUUACUGUAACCCACCCAUAGCCCAUGAUAUAUGAAUGAUGCGUUAAAGGUAGACCGUACCACCGGGUAAACUUCCCAUACUCUUUUCGAACAGUAUUGUGGGUUCGUUUACGUCAGCUUCGAUUGUGACUUUAUUUUGACUUUGUGGGACCCAGAAAUACGUGAUAAUUUUAAGUGAACUCUUUAGGCUGUGAAAACCUAGCAGGUUGAUGAGUAAGUUCGAUUACCAGUCGUUU
Molecule: messenger RNA, 16561 nt
Organism: Porites lobata
Lineage: Eukaryota; Metazoa; Cnidaria; Anthozoa; Scleractinia; Poritidae
Source: the annotation of a GenBank genome assembly